Besnoitia besnoiti is the source of this 5127-nucleotide messenger RNA. RefSeq lists its product as uncharacterized. The record is from RefSeq and is a predicted model, not a curated record. Bases 1 to 5127 code for a protein of 1708 amino acids. The transcript has 14 exons. NCBI's taxonomy places the organism in Eukaryota, Apicomplexa, Conoidasida, Eucoccidiorida, Sarcocystidae.
AUGCAACUGCAGGAGGCGACCAGCUCGGGCGCGGACGCGCCGUCUGCUUGUCUGUCUGGGGCGUGCGGCGAAAAUAGUAGCUACCAGACACCACUCCCCUUCUCCUCCAUCUCCUCUCUGUUCAACGGCUCCGCGUUCUCUGCGUCUUCUUUCCCUGGCGCGCUCGUCUCCUCGCCCCUGCCAGAUAAACCCGCCGCCUUCCGUCCUGACUGCACUACCACCAUGCAUCAACAACAGCACUUCCCUUCUCAGGCUCCGCAUCCGUCGCCUCUGCAGCCGCAACCGCAGCAGGCGCCUUUCCAGAUGCUCCCGCAACAAACCUACCCUCCUCCCCUGGGGCCCGCCGCUACCGACGUCUGCGCGGCCCCUGCCGCGCCGCCUCAGGCCUCUCCCCCGCCCCCGGUCGCGGCGGCGGCGCCUUCGCGGGCCGGGCAGCGGCGCGCGGGGGAGCGCGGACGACCUGCGGCUCCGCGGAACCCGCGGCCCCAGGAAAACAUCUACAAGCGUACCUACAGCAACGUGAGUCGCAGCUGCCGGCGUAAAGGCCUAGACGCCGGCAGCGGCGGCGACGGCGCCUCGGAAACCGACGCAGCCGACGCGUGUUCGAUCUCUGGCGACGCCGGCCCCCUGGGGUCUUCGGGACCCUCGUCGCACUCCGCGUCCCUGGACCCCAGCGCGGCCGGCUCUCGAGUCGCCGGCGGCUGGCGCGGCUCCACCCCGGGCGCGGGCGGCCACGCGGCUGCGGGUCAAAGAAACACCGACUUCCCCGGAGGCUCCGCUGCGCCGGGGUCGGCGCCCGCGGAAGUGGCAGGAGCGCCCGCCGCGGGCCCAGGCUCCGAGGGCGGCGGCGCACCGGGGCAGCAGGGCCCGUUGGCCCCAGGAGACGAGGGAGCCCACGGGACGGGACCCAGUUGGAAGCCCAGACCCACGCGCAGACGCGAAGGGCUCCGCCUCAGGGCCCUGGAUGCUCAGGAGGAAUGGGUGCUUCCUCCUGAUGGAAAACUCUACGCGUACUUACUUCAGCGCGACAAGCUGGCUUACAAUCUGUGGCGCAAGGAGGUCCAGCGGGCCUCGGAGGAGACGGGUGGCGCAGCGGGCGGGGAGAUUCCGCCGCCAGGGGGGAGUGCUGGGGUGCUCGCGGCCUCGGCGAUGGGCGGGCGCCAGAGGAAGCGAAAAGAAAACACUCUGACUCUGGAGCCGCCGCGGCGUCUGCUUCGUACGCUGAGACCUGAAGACGAGUUCUCUUGGGAGGAAUCGAGCCCAGAGUCUGGCCUCGGAGACCUCGCAUCCGCCGCGGAGACGCCUGGCGCGGGGGACGCCGGUGAGGCGACCGGCGCCAAGCUGGAGUCCGACGUGGUGGACGGCGCUGGCGAAGGAGACGCCGAAGGCCGCAGCGGCAAAGAGGAGAAAGAUCAAGGUUCGCAGGCGGGUGACGCGAGUGAAGCGAACGAGCCAGGAGGCAGAGAAGGAGGCGGCGCGAAGGAAGAAGAUGAAGACGGCGGCAGAGACGACGACGGUGCCAAGUAUCAUCUGGAGCCCUACGACGCCUGUUUGGAGGAGGAGGAAGAACGCCGCUUGCCAUUGCAGAUGCCGAAUGGAGUUCAACGACGGAAAGAUGACAUGACUGUGCCAGUGGAAGAAAACCCGCACUGGGUGAUUGUCUGCCGCUUCCUCUCCUUCUUCGGCGCGACAAUAGGCAUGGAGGACUGGACUUUCGCAGCAGUCCGCGAGAUGGUUGAGGCGCGGGAACUGACAGAGUUCGGCGCGAGGUUUUUCUCUCGCAUCUCUGCUCUGUUUGGGCGACGAUACACUCCAGGCAACAACUUGGUGAGGUUCCUCUGUAAGAUGCUGGACGAGCGAGAUGGAACUGAUUUCAACGCGCUCUUUCCUCUCGAUAUCAACCCCUUCACUGUCCGCACAUGGGAGGAAGUCCGCCCCUACCAGCGGCUUCGAGUCAUGCGUCUCUUCGUUAACCGCGCGGCUGGCGAGUCCACGGCGAUUCAGCACUUCGUCGAGGGGCUGCGCAACGAGAAGCUCGAGGAGCUGCGGGAUGGGAGCUUCUACGUCGACGCAGAGGGCUACGUCUUCUGGUUCGUCCGCGAGCCUCAGUUGACGGGGUUCCGAUUCUACAAGGAAGACCAACGCGAGGGAACGUACGAGCUCCUCGCGUCCACCGAGCAGCAGCUGCAGGAAGUGAUUGAAGGCCUGCGGAGUCAACUGACGCUGGACACUGAGCUCAUCGGCCUUCUUUUGCAGCAGGCGCAAGAAAUCCGCGUAGCUGCCGCGACGCAGUUGCUGCGCGAGCAACAGGAGCGCCAGCAGCAACAGCGGCAGCAAGCUCUGCAGCUGCGUAUGCAGGCGGCGACAGCUGCGGGCCUGGAUACCUCCGGGGCGGGACUGGCGGUCUCGACGGCCCCCGGGGCCCCGGGCGCAGGUUCAUCAGACGCCUCGCCUCCCUUCCACGAUGCCUUCAACGCUGCGGCGGAGGGGCUGGGCGGCGAGCCGACCACGAUAGAAUAUCGUAUCAUGAUGAAGAAUCGUCUGCGCGGCCCACGAGAGCGAGGCACUCGCCUGCAGGCGCGAACGCAACGCAUCGAAAUGCAACAGCUGGAAGCCUGCAGUUCGUCGUCGAUGGAGAGUUUCCCCGCGCUGGACGCUUCCGCGUCGUCUCCGGCACCGCCCUCGAAUUCUUUGUUUUUGUCGCCCUUUUCUUCCUCUCUGUACCCCGCCUCGUCGUCUUCCUCUUCUGCGUCGGGCUCUUCGCACAGCACUCCGCACCCGUCUUUCUCCUCUUCGCCAGCGCCGGCCGCGUUCGCCGCGUCGCCGUCGCCGCCAUUCUUCCAGGCCGCGGGGACUGGCGGCGGCGCGCCGCUCGCCGCGUCUCCAGCGGGCUUCCCUUUUUUGCCGGCACCCGCGCCGUCGCCGUUCGCCGUCUCCUCGUCUUCAUCUGCUCAUCCGCCCUACUCGCUCUCGGCGUCUCUCGCCUCAGCGGCGUCGGCCGCAGCCUCCUCGGGCGGAGGGACGCCGGCGGCCGCGGCGGCUGCGGCUGCGGCUCUGGCCGCGGGCGCAGCGGCGGCGGGCGGCAGCGGCGGAGGGACUGCGGCGCCGAUCCUGCCCCACUGUCCUCUUUUGAUUUCAACCUCCUCCCUGCAGCACGCCCUCUCGCCGUAUCUCGUGCUGUCGAGCCACGAGAAGAACUCCGAGGGGACGGGCGCGUCAUCGUCGGGCGACAAGAAGGCGAAGAGCGGCGCAAAGAAGGGCGCAGCCUACGCCCUGCCCCCUCUCUGGGGCGUCAAAGGCGGCCAGCACUUGGGCGCCUCGCAGCUCAUGGCGGGCAACGCCGUCUACGCCGCGCUCCAUCUCGCGCUCAUGACCUACCCGGUCGCCGUCGCGGCGCAGAAGCCGCCCGCCGGAGACGAGGAGACAGAGGGCGACGCCGCGCAGGCGGCGGGCGCCGCCAGCGGAAGCGAAGAAGCGACCGCGCCCGACGUCGAGCGGGCGGGAGCGGGGGGCGAGGAGGAGCGUGAGAAGCGCGAGGCCGAGCGGCCGGCGGCGGCGGAGAGGCAGCGCGGCGGAGGGAAUCUGCAGAACGGCGAGUCGAUUCGCUUCGCAGUCCAAGAUCACCUGCUGAAAAACAUCAGCGACGACGUCGAACUCCUCGAGGACCUCCGCGAAGCUGCAGAGAAAGAAGAGUCCGAGGAAGCGAGGAAGGAGUGCGCGGACGAGGCCGCGGCGCGCGGAAAAGACGGCAAGGAACAAGUGAAGGUCAAGGAUGAAGAGAAGAGCGCCGACGCGGAGAAAAAGGACCAGUCAGGCGCGGCUGGCGACAAGAGUGCAACGAGCGUUGACGGAGAGGGCGACCCCAAGAAAGACGAAGAGAAGAGGAAGUUGGAGGCGGACGGCGCGAAGAAGGCCGCGUCCGCGUGCACCCAAGCUCUUGCUCCGAAAGGCCUCAAGAAAAAGAAGGGAGGCUUCCCCGCAGGAGGACCGCUGCCUGCGCUCGGACAGUCUGUGCUAACUGCUGCAGAUGUGCUGGCUUUCUUCCACACGCUCUGCUGGGCUGGUCGGCGCGCGGCCGAGCAGCCGGGGGAGGGCGAGGAGAAGCCCAAGGCGGAAGUGAAGGCAGCAACCCCAGCAGAGGCGACGGCCGCGCUGGCGGCGAAAGAGGCAGGCGACUCCGGCGCGGCACCCUCUGGAGGAGAAGACAUGUCGAAGGCCGAGAAGGAGGAGGUCUCACCGGCAUCGGCCGUCGCCCCGGAGAAGAAAGAAGUGACCGAGAAAUCUUCUGCGAAGCAGAUCGCCGCGCAGAUCGCGGCGGCGCGGGAGUACGUGCCGCCGGGCCUCGUGACGACAGCUUCCACGGCGGCGAGUCUCUUGGAGAAAAACGAAAUUCGCCUGGCAACGGCGAGUUCGCCCGGCAAGUCCGAGGCGUCGGCCGCGUCCUCGCUCGCGCCUCUUCCGUCCUCCAUGAUGCAGUCUGCACCCGGCGCGGCUCCGCCGUUCUCGGCGCAGCAGACCGCGGCGCAGCGGGGAGCAGGGGCCGUGGGAAGCCACGCACACCUGCAGUCUUUCUCCGGCGGGGCGGCAGUAGCGUUUUCGGGCGGGGUCGCGCCUCCGGCUUCGCCUGCCUUUCCCGGCAUGCAGCAGGCCCAGCAGGGGCGCGUGAAUCUCUUCAUGCCCUCAGUGUCGCUCUCGCAGCCCGCGGCAUCGCCCGCGGGGCUUCCUAACGUGCCCCUCAUGGCGCAGCAGCACCGACCGCCGCACGCGCAUAUGCUGGGACAAAAUCAGCAUCCGGGGAGCAUGCCUGCCCAGGGCGCGCUUCAGCAGCCCGGCUUUUUCGCCGGAAACGCCGCGACCGCUUCGUUGCCUCCGACUGCGCCGCACGCGACCAUGUCGGGAGGCCUACCAGGCGUCGCCUCGCCGUCCGCGCAGGGGGCGGGCCCCUGGGCUGGGGCGGCGAGGGACAGGCGCCGGGCGCCGCCGUCGGGGGCCAUGAGGCGGAUCGAAGGCGGGACGGAGACAGCGGCGGCGUGGGCGUCGACCCGCAGCAAGCCUUUCACCAGCAGCAGCUCCUUCUGCGGCAACAGCAGCAACUGCUCAACCAGCAGCAGCAGCGCAUGCAGAUGA